Molecule: messenger RNA, 2579 nt
Organism: Drosophila rhopaloa
Lineage: Eukaryota; Metazoa; Arthropoda; Insecta; Diptera; Drosophilidae
Gene: Fs
Exons: 8
Coding region: 411-2561 (716 amino acids)
Biological process (GO): anatomical structure development
Molecular function (GO): protein binding; collagen binding; extracellular matrix binding
Source: RefSeq, a predicted model, not a curated record
UCAGAUGGAGCGCACGUCUCUGGUCCCCAGUUAAAAGUAACAAGUAAAAACUAGUGCUGUGUCCAGUUUCGCGAUUCCAGAACAGAACAGAAAAAAAUCGGGGAAAUGUAAAUAAACCCCGACAAAAAGUCUCCAAAUUCGAAAGCUCAGCUAAACGUGUGGGCAAAAGUGCGAUCGCGAGUCGGCAACUUUUCAUUUUGUUUUCAUUUGUGUUAAGAAUGUUUUUAUUUUUUUGGGUUUUUUAUUAAGCUCGAUUUCUUGUAAUACCUAAAAGUGUCACAUAUACACAUAAACUCUCUGCAUGUUCACUGCUAAUUUAUUGGCAAACAAACACGUCUAAGUGCGAAAGUUAUUUCUAAAAAAACAGCAACAUCGCUACGAGGUGCAGUUAAGAAGCACUUGCCGUUGUCAUGCCUCAUCAUCAUCAUCAGCCGACGAGCAGCCAAAACAAUUUGACAUUUCUAAAAUCGAAUUACAAAUUCAAGCGUAGAGAGAUGCCGGCAAUUCGCGCACUUCCUGCGAGAUCGACGACAGCGGAAGCGCGUACACCGAACCAAUUAGCGGCAACAAUGUCAAAGACGUCAGCAGCAACACAAUUGGCAAGAGCCACUAGCCGCGAAUGUAGAACAAUUCUAAGUUUAUUUAUAGUAAGCGCAUGGAGCGUUUUGCAAGAGUUGGCACGUGAACAACAACAGCAACACCAUCAGCAGCAGCAGCAGCAACACCAGCAACACGAUCACUUGGCCAGUUCUAGUCCAAUGAAGAGCACACGCUCCACGAGAGCAACACCAAAAGGCACAGCAGCAACACCAGGAGCAGCAGCAACUUCUGGCCAUCAUUUGGCUGGACAGCCUUUGAUGGCUCUGUUAAUUGGAUUGCUGCUACUAAAUUUUCGUCUGGCGGCGGCUGGCACCUGUUGGCAGACGCACCUAGGCAGCGGGAAGUGCGGACAGGUCUUCUCGACGAACAUCUCGAGGUCGGAGUGUUGUGGCGCCAGUCAGAGCUUUUCCUACACGGAUCGGGAGUUGAGCAGCGUGGAGUACUUCUUUGCAACGGCCAUUGGCGGCGGAGUGGAGUGCUCGCCCUGCAUGGAGAGCUGCAAGGGCUUCAAGUGCGGACCCAAUAAAAAGUGCGUGAAGCGCAAAGGUCGGCCCAAGUGCGUUUGUGCCCCCGAAUGUGGAGCAGCCUUGCGGCGCAGGACACAGAAGCAGCUGGAACAGGACAUGCCGCGAGAGUCCCGUAGUCUAAGUAGCGAAAAUUCCAACUUCAAUUUAGAAUUAGACGGCGGCAACCAACGCCAACAUGCUGAUAACCAAAGAAAGCUGCAGCUGGAGAGCGAGUCGAAGCACCGGAGACUUUUGAUCAUAGACAGCAGCAAUUUGCCAGAUCAGCCCACAAAUGCUAAUGUCGGUAGACGUGGCCGUGUGGAGAUGAGGGGCUAUGAGAGGCGCAGGCACAGAAACAGCCAUGGCAAACACUUAACAAGAUCAAUGACGACAGGAGCAGCAGACAAGACGCCCAGGCAGUCGCCUGCCGCAGAUGCAGAUGCAGAUGCAGACGCAGACCCAGACUCAAUCUCGGCUCAGUCUAGACUUGGCAACUUGGGAAAUGCUAAUGAACCCGCCAACGACAUUAAUAGACAGUCGGCCCGAGUCAGACACCAGCAUGCCAGACGCAUCGAGUAUGCUCCAAAUCCAGACAAUGGGUUGGGGAAAAGGCAACAGCAGCAGAAGCUGCAUCAGGAUCGGAUGGAUACAGAAGCCCAGUCAGCAAAUACCACAAUGUCUGGGUCUGGGCCGUCGAAUCCGAAUGCGAAUCCAAAUCCGAACCAUCGUCGAAUCUUUCAGUUGCAACGCGGAAGUGAAACGGCUGCGUCAUCGGGCCUCGCUAAUGCCCAUGACUUGGCUCUUCUGGGCGGAAUCGGAAUCGGAAUCUACGAGCCCCUGCCGCUGCAGCAGCAGCAGCACUCGAAUCCGGUUUGCGGCUCCGACGGACGCACCUACAACACCGAGUGCCAGCUGCGCAAGCGCGCCUGUCGCACCAACAACGCCCAACUGGAGGUCGCCUAUCGGGGCCAGUGCAAGAACAGCUGCAGUGGAGUCCAGUGCCUGAAUGGGCUGACCUGCGUGGAGGACCAGUACAUGAUGCCGCACUGCAUCACCUGCCGGAUCGAGUGUCCCCGGAACGACCUGGAUGUGGGUGCCAGUGAGGCCGUGUGCGGAGUGGACGGGAAGACAUAUAGGAGCGCCUGUGAUAUAAAUCGAAUGAUUUGCAAAAUUGGACGUUCCAUCGCCGUGGCAUAUCCGGGUCCCUGUCGAGCGGGCCGCGUGAGCUGUGCGGACAUCAAGUGUGGGCCGAAGGAUAACUGCCUGGUGGAUCUGCAGACGCUCCAGCCGCGAUGCGUGUCCUGUCGCUACAAGUGUCCGAGGAAACAGCAGCGACCGCAGGUACACAAAAUAUGCGGCUACAACAACCAUACAUACAACUCGUGGUGCGAGAUGCACAAGCACUCCUGCGACUCCCGGUACUUCAUUGGCGUCAAGUCCCAGGGGAGCUGCUAGAGGAUUGAGGGCAUCUCC